Molecule: messenger RNA, 1019 nt
Organism: Dichomitus squalens LYAD-421 SS1
Lineage: Eukaryota; Fungi; Basidiomycota; Agaricomycetes; Polyporales; Polyporaceae
Exons: 4
Coding region: 207-449 (80 amino acids)
Source: RefSeq, a predicted model, not a curated record
CACCCCACCCUGCUCUUUGUCUCGUCUGCCGCGUAUAAAGCUUGCCUUUCCACCACCAGCACGUUCAACACCCUUGUCCCCUAUUCCUAUACGCAGCUUAGCACUGUCGAUACCAUCCAUAUCGUCAUACUCCUCCUGCUAUAUAGCAGUCUCCUCGUAAGCAAUCCUACUCAACACGCGUGAGCCAAUCCACAACCACAAGCAGCAUGUGUCAACGAAUCGCGGAAGGGACGCGGUGGUCCAAGUGUGGGCACUUCCAGCGUCACCUGGUCGUCGCCAUCGUGGACUGCAACACGUACAAAUGCGAGCGCAGCUACCUCCACCCAAAAGGUUGCCGGGACCCGGGAUGCAUCAAGAACUUUGGGCCCGACAUUCAAAAGGACGUCGACACCGUCAAGGACGACUGUUUCCAAUGCCGCGCCGCCGCCGCGCGCAAGGUUCCUGCAUGAUGCUCGCCACGGGCGUAAUCAUUAACGCGCGCGACGGCGCCCCGAUACCGCUGUCGUAAAUAUCCCCAUCCGCUGCGGAUGCCAUGGACCUCCUGAAUACCACCUCGCAAGGAUGCGGUCGGCGGAAAAUCUUUGCGGCUUGUCUUUCAAACGCGCGCAGGACGCGCCACCCCGUCGUCGCUCCUCCGAACCCCCCAAUGACCCCUCAGUGCUCUUCACCUCCAUAUUCCCCACCUUCUUCCCGCCUGCCUCUAGGAGUCCAUGGCCCUCGUCUCUAUACGACCUCGAACGAUCGCAUCCGCCUACGCCUCCGUUUCCAGUCUCCUGCACGGACACGCAUGCGUACCUGUAGCUAAUCGCCUAUUGUUGUCGCUGUCUGCUGCAUUCCUGUUCGCCGCUCUUCUAUCUUCGUCUAUCGCAAGCUUCUUGAGUCUCUCUGCACAUAUAUGUACACUCCAUCUGUAUGAUUAGUCGCACCGUUCGUCGCAUACCAUCCCAUACCACUGUGUCCAUGAUCCCCACGCAACCGAAUACAGUCCUCUGUCGGCUCCACUGCCAUCUGACCUUGCC